Onthophagus taurus is the source of this 2511-nucleotide messenger RNA. The record is from RefSeq and is a predicted model, not a curated record. Lineage: Eukaryota; Metazoa; Arthropoda; Insecta; Coleoptera; Scarabaeidae.
UUCAGGGGUAACAUCCUCGUGUACUGGUGCAUUGGAAAACUUUUCAACGAUUUUUAAUUCAAAUUGUCCAAAAGAGCGAGGAAAAAUGACGUCCCGGACAAAAUGGUGUGGCCGCGGAGUAUAAUUUUACACAAGAUCGAAAAAUUUAACGGGCCCCUUUUCGGGCAUUCGGAUGUUUGACAUUGACGGAUUCUCGGUGUUAUUAAAACCCCGUUGCCAUGGUAAAACCAAAAAAAUUUAUCGAUUUUAGAUCGCAACGUCUUUGAUUGUUUGUUUCUCGAUUUUGACGUGAGAUGGGGCUGUCGAAAACAGAAACGUCAAACUCAAAGCAAAAUUAACAGUUACAAAAAUGUUUGCGUUGGCGAAAUCUCGAAUUUACGAGUUGAGGCGGCAAUUUCUCCAGCAGAGGUUGAGUAAUUACGCGAAAAGGGGUGACGGGAAAACGAGCCGAAUUAAGCCUUGCGCGAGGAGCGAGGCGCUUACACACCGGAGGAGGAGGGAAAUUUCGACCCAAAAGGCGUAUAUUAAACCGAAAAAUGAGGUUGAGGCGAAUCAAAUGAAUCAUUACACCAUUAAUAUUUAUGUUAACGCCGUUUCGAGCGAUCAAAUUAACGCGGGGUUUCCCCGGGAGGUCUCGGCGAUGAUCCCGAUGGAUUUUAGCGUCGAUAAGUUGACGAAAAAUAUCCCAGUUAUCGAGGGGUUGCUUAAAGAUAAGGAUUUGGAGAAGGAUAAGGAGGUAAUUGAGGAGAAAAUGAAGGAUUUUUGGAUAAAUGUGCUUGAAAGUGGCAAAGAUGAGGAGGAGAAGGCGAAAAGUGAUGAGGUGGAGGUUAAAGAGUUGGAGGCGAAAAUCGGGUUAAAAAAUACCUUUGAUUUUAAUAAGAUUAAAACUUACGGUGAUUAUUUGGAGAAUGGGGAAGCUCUGCGAGUUGAUAAAGACUUAAAGCUACCCCCUGCGGACGAAUUAAAGUUUGAGAAAGGUUUGGAGGACGAUCCUGAGGAUAAAAACGUUUUAAAAGCCCCCGUUCCGUUUUACGAGCGGGGUAGUUAUGACUCGAGGAGCGUUAGGCCCAAAAAAAUCAUCUCCUCAGCGGGGCAAGUCAGGAGGAAGUUGUCUAAAGAGGCGGAGGAAACGAAUAAGCAAGUUGAGUCGCUUUUAAAACUUUCAACGCAAACAAAUUUGAGUCAAGAGGCGAAAGAAAGCGUUUUUGGGAGGGUUUUGAGGUAUUUCAAGAGCAUCAUUUACGGCGAGGAUGAAGUAAAGGAGAAAGAUGAUAAAAAAGAUAAAGAAAUUGACCCCGAAAAGUUGGCGCACGAAAAAUUUUUGGAGCGAAAGCGGCUACAAGAAGAGGAAGCAAAGAGGGUUGAGGAGGAAAAAAGGAUUUUUCAGAGCUAUUUGAGAACUUUCCAGGAGAAAUAUCGCGAAAAUGAGGAGAAUGAAGCGAAACAAAGCGGGUUUUUUAAAAGUUUGAAGGAAAGAUUCCUUAAUAAAAAGAAUAAUGUUAAUAAUGAAUCAAAAAGGAGCUUUUCUACGAACAGUUUUAAUCCCCAUAUUAAUUUAAUUAAUAAACAACCUCCAGAAACUGAUUUGAACGCCCCAAAAUUCUUUUACGACCAAAAAAUUCGCCAAAAUCCGAUAAAAAUAAAGAACAAAACGUUUUUUAAUGAAAAUUACGAAAAUUUUUUAAAAGUCCCCACUCCCAAGAUCAUAUCUAACUCAAAAAAUUUAAAAUUAGAGCGAGAAAAACAAUUAAAAUACGAACAAUUAAAAAAAUUACAAUCAAAAGUCGAUUUUGCUAAAAAGAAUUUAAAAUUAGAAGUAGAAGAAAAACAGUACAUCGCGAAACUUUUAAAACAAAAGCGAAAUUUAAUGAUGAAAACUAAAAAUGAAUACACUUUUGAUCCGUCUGAAAAGUUUGCGAUUAAUUUUGAAGAAAAAACCGAAAAAGAAAUUAAACUAAAAUGCGAGGAUUUAAAAAAAAGUAAAGAAAUCGGGGAGAAUUUAGAGAUGAGAGAGAUUAGGAGAUUAAUUGAGGCGAAAAUGAAUCGGAAAAUUGGAUUAAUCGAGCGAAAAAAUAAUAAUAAACAAACUAUAACGUUUUUUAAACGAAAUUUAUCGUCUAAUGAUUGCCCGACGAGUAAAAAAUUGAUUAAAAGGAAAUCAAUCGGGCCUAAAGAACCGUUAAAAUACGCCCAAUUAAAAAGUAGGAAAGAAAAUGAUUGUGGGGAAGAAAUUUCGUUGAAAAAACCGGAAAUUAUUUCGACGGAAAUUCCUGGGUUGUACGAUACCUCGGGGGAUAAAUCGUAUGAAAGUUAUUUUGGGGUUGGGGGGUAUCGGAAUAAGGAGUUUUAUUCGUAUAAAAAGACGAGUUAUUAUGAUUUAAUGGAUGCGAUGAGUUUAGGAAGGGUGGAGCAGCCAAAAAAUCCUAUUAAACCGAGAUAAUUUUUAUUUAUUUAUGAUUAUUAAUAGAAAUUAAUGAAAUUUUUAGUUAUUUUUAAAUAAAGUGUCGAUCU